Messenger RNA from Cantharellus anzutake, 2561 nucleotides. Its product is annotated as exocyst complex component Sec6. Bases 72 to 2351 code for a protein of 759 amino acids. Gene Ontology annotation, cellular component: exocyst. The record is from RefSeq and is a predicted model, not a curated record. Gene Ontology annotation, molecular function: SNARE binding. Gene Ontology annotation, biological process: exocytosis; exocyst localization. The transcript has 4 exons. NCBI's taxonomy places the organism in Eukaryota, Fungi, Basidiomycota, Agaricomycetes, Cantharellales, Hydnaceae.
AUUCUGCACAGCCACGCCCCGAAGGCUCUGCUUGUGAGAGGCUGUCCAAGAGUGGCCACCGCCGUGGUCUGAUGGCAUCCUCUCAUAUGACACCCGCCCAGAUGGUGGGAGAGUUUCUUCAAUCUCCAGACGAUCUCAUGAAGCUCGCCGCGUUCAGGAAGAAGCUCGAGAAAGAGAAAGCUUCCAUAGACGCUAAACUAAAGAGUGGCGUAAAAGAUCAGCUGGAAGCCACUAGGGAGGGACUGCGGAAACUCUUGCAAACGAAGAGUCAUGUACAGUCUAUUAGGGAUGAGCUGCAGAACGUGGAGACCAUGUUUAACGGACCCACAAACAAUAUCAAAACCUUCGACCAGAUUAGCAGGGUCUCGAUGGUGCACCGGAAUUUUGUUCAAACCGAGGAAGUUGUCAACAAUCUGACAGAGAUGUAUUCUCGGUUGGACACAGUGGAAGCCCAAUUGGAAGCCUCUCGUGAAGACAUCCUCGGACCAGCACCUUACAUUCUUACCAUACACUACCGCCUCAACCAAUUGGAAGCUUUCCGAAACCAAACUCUACAUCAAGCCAAGCGUGCAUCGGCAGAUGUGAGGAACACUCUCAAAAAUCAUUUCUCCAGACUCGACGGGGUCAUACAAAGUUUCGACGAGUACAUUAUAAUGAUGGGCGAAAAUCUGCUCGAAAUUGCUCGCGCUGGUUACCCAAAUGCGAUCGUGAAGCUGGUAAAAAUUGUCGAAAUUGAAGGAAAAGAGGACGAGAAGGCUGUCAGUAUACGUCUCGUCAAAAAAGCUGCCAAAAUCGAUGCUGCUGCCAAAUUCAAGUCGAUAGCUGCCGAGUCCAGACGACUGAAGCAUUAUCGUGCUAAUAUCCUACAAAAAGUAACGGAAACUAUCAAUCGUAAGGUCCAAACGGCAUACGAGGAGUCGCUCGCGAACGGAAAAGGCGAAGCUGGAUUCCUUGAUACCAUUAGUUGGAUGUAUACCGACCUACUCCAGGCACAAUCUCUGCUUACCCCUUGCUUCCCUGCCGAUUGGGAUAUCUACGGUCAAUAUGUUCGGAAAUAUCACAAGGCCGUGGACGGUGUCAUUCGCAGGAUUGUGGCUUCAAAUCCUGAGGCUUCAACGCUACUUGCUCUCCACGCAUUCCUCAAGCAGUAUAAAAAAGACAUGAAGGAACUUGCGUCUAAUCCGGAAUGGGUGACACCAGCACUCCUGGAUGGCUCGGAACAGUCACUGAUCGACGAUUACGUCUCCCUCAUUUUGCGCAAGUUAUCUGAAUGGUCCAAGAACAUUAUGCAGGAUGAACGAAAGGUGUUCAUCACUCGAGACGAGUCUCCCGAAGAGGAUGCAGAUGGUCUGUAUGGAAUGCAGAGGACGGUCAUCCUCUUCCAGAUGGUCAACCAGCAAGUAGACCUAGCUUUGGACAGUGGCCAAGGUGCAGUGCUGGCCAAGGUUGUGACCGAGGUGUCGCGAGUGCUACGCGGUAUGCAAGACACAUGGUCGAGACUUGUCGAUUCCGAACUCAAGAAACAAGUGGACGCCAAGCCGGGAGAGGAGGUUCCCGGAGGGUUAGUUGACUAUAUCAUUGCUCUUGCUAACGAUCAGAUUCGAUCUGCCGAUAACUGCGAAGCUCUAUCGGCACGUAUCGAGGAGCUCGUCAGCGAGAAGUAUCGCGUCGUCAUUCGAAAUGAGCUUAAUACCACAAUUGACGGCUACGUAGAGGUAGUCAACAGAUGCACACAAUCCCUCGUUACCAUUGCCUUCAACGACAUUAAACCAGCCACUAAGCAACUAUUCAACUCUCCACAAUGGUACGACGGGACGCUAGCUACGCAGAUUGUCGAAACGUUGAAGGACUACAUGAAUGACUAUCAAUCCUUCCUGAAUCCAUCCAUUCUCGAUCUUCUGAUCGAGAACUUCCUUGAUAAUUUCCUCGUCACCUAUCUCACCGCCCUUCAUCGGACAUCGAAACUGAAGAUGCCCGCUGCCGCCGAUCGCAUCAAAGAAGACAUCGCUCUCACGUACGACUUCUUCGCACAAAUUCUCGGUCCAAACAAACGUCCAGAGGAAUUGGAGCGACAAUUCGAAAUUAUUGAAAUGUGCCACGCGCUCCUCACUGCAAGCAAGAACUUGGUGUUCCUAAGCUUCUGGAGUUUCGCCAAGGUUCAUGGGCCUAACUUAACUUUCGUGGAAGGUCUCAUGAAGGCGAGAGAUGAUCUGGACAGAAGUGCAGUCAAUCAGGUGAUGGAGAGCGUUAAGAGGAAAGUCAAGGAAGAGGGGCUAGGCGAUCCGCCGGAGCCGACAAUCAUGAAGAAAAUUGUUAUGCAGAGUAUACUUUCUACUUUCUUGUCACGGUGAAGCCGCUUAUGGACAUCACAUCUCGUUCAUAAUAUUAACACUUCAAUAAUUUUGCAAACACAUCAUUACAUGUAAUGUAAGGACUUCCGCAACGUGGUCGAGAUUCUUCGUGGACAUCUUGCCGGGAUUUCUAUUGUCAAUUGUAUUGGUUACACUGUGUACAAUUCCUUCACUCGUACAAACACAAUCCGAGAAAUUCGCCACCGAAAC